CCUAGUUUCUCUGUUAACUUAAAUUUAUGAAUUAAUGCUUGAUUUCCGUGAUGCAGAUGCGUCUCUUAUUGAUCUGUGUUUGUAAUUCUGUGUUUUGUUUCCAUUUUAAUUGAGCAAUUGAGAAUGGUGAUGGAAAUUACUUUGGUGAAAUUGAUUUGAUUAUGAGUGAAAUUCGAAAUAGGCAGAUGCAUAUUGAUUUCUCUGUUUGAUGUUUCUUCUCGUCAAUGCUUAUUCCCAAUUGAAAAUAUGACAUGUUUGUGGAUGAAAUGUGUAGUGCAAAAUUAGAAUUCAGUAAAAACCUAAACAUGAAAUUUUGGUACUUGAUCAUUAUUGUGUUGAGAGGUUUGGGUAGAUGGUCGACAAAAGGAGACGUAACAAUUCAGGGCUCAGUGAAACCUAAACAUGAAAUUCUGUUAUUUGGCUAUCAUAGUUGAGCAUAAAGUUAUUUUUCUUAGGCUGAAGUCGUUGAAGGCAGAUGAAGGGAAACCUUUAGUGAUGCUAUUAUUAACACUUAAUGGGGAAAGUGUUUUUUUCUGUGUAUGCAUCCUGUGAAUCUUGAUUUUGAUCUCUGCCCUUUUCGAUGUUAUCGUGCAAUCAAGUAUGAGUAGAUCUGCUGGUUGGAACUUCAUUGCUUAUAUACAACUACCUACCAUGAUCAUGUGAAUGGACUAGCAAAAAAUUGGCAGUCAUAGUUAGUUUACAUAUGUCAUAAUAGUACUUUAUGGGAUCUAGUUGCUUUGGAUCUCUUAUAAGUUGAUGGGGGGGCUUUUUUUUUCUACUUCUUUAACUUUAUAAUUUCUUGGCCCUCUUUAUCUGAUUCAUUCAGAAAUUGUUACUCCUUUACAAAUCACAUCUGAUUGCAAUCAUUGUGCUAUCUAUAUGUUCUUAGUUAUCAGUUCCAAAUGUAAUACACAAGCUCAAUUAUAGCCCUUUUGCACUUGAUUUAUACCCCUUUAUCAUAUAUUAUAUGCUUAUCCAUUUUCUGGGCAAGUAGUUUACAUUUUUGGGCAUUAGUCGAGGGUUGGAUUUGUAAUAUAUGAACUUUUCUUUCAUCAUUUUCCUUUCCUUUCUUUGGAUGCAACAGUUAGGAACUUUGAUAACCAUAUUGGUUUUUAUGCAGAAUUGGGGUUAUUUUUAUUAAUUGGGAUUGUUGGCGGCAGGUUAACCGAGGUUCUUUUGUGGGAGCUAAAGUUGUUGGUGGGAUAUUGAGUAGUUGUUGAACUUGUAUUUUGUGUUUAUUUGGAAACUAAACAUGCCUGCGCUAAAGGUUGAAACUGGUCACCAAGAUGUUGUUCAUGAUGUGGCAAUGGAUUAUUAUGGUAAACGCCUUGCUACAGCUUCUUCAGACAGCACUAUCAAAAUAAUCGGAGUUAGCAGUUCAGGAUCUCAGCAUCUUGCAACUCUAUCCGGUCACCAAGGACCCGUGUGGCAAGCAUCAUGGGCCCAUCCGAAGUUCGGUUCUCUCCUAGCUUCAUGUUCUUAUGAUGGAAAAGUUAUACUCUGGAAGGAGGGUAAUCAAAAUGAAUGGACCCAGGCUCAUGUUUUUGACGAUCAUAAAGCCUCUGUCAAUUCUAUUGCAUGGGCUCCUCAUGAACUCGGGCUUUGUCUGGCAUGUGGAUCCUCAGAUGGAAACAUAUCAGUUUUCACUGCAAGAUCUGAUGGUGGAUGGGAUAAAUCUCGAAUUGACCAGGCUCAUCCCGUUGGUGUCACAUCUGUCUCUUGGGCCCCCUCAACGGCCCCUGGGGCUCUUGUGGGUUCUGGUCUACUCACCGCUGUUCAGAAGUUAGCAUCCGGUGGCUGUGAUAACACAGUGAAAGUGUGGAAGCUCGACAACGGAACAUGGAGGAUGGACUGCUUCCCUGCUCUUCAUAUGCAUACUGAUUGGGUAAGGGAUGUCGCCUGGGCUCCGAAUUUGGGACUUCCAAAGUCCACCAUUGCAAGUGCUUCUGAAGAUGGGAAAGUUAUAACAUGGGUCGCGGUCAAGGACGGUGAUCAAUGGGAAGGGAAAGUUCUGAAUGAUUUUGGAGCCCCCGUGUGGAAGGUGUCGUGGUCACUCACAGGGAACAUCCUUGCUGUCGCUGAUGGUAAAAACAACGUAACGCUGUGGAAAGAAGAGGUAGACGGAGAAUGGCAGCAGGUGACUACAGUUGAAUGAUAAAUCUAGUUGUUCUUAUCAUAUCUUUUCCAGGUACAGAGGAUCUUGAGACUGCUUUGCUCUCUAACUAUUACUACUAUGUUACAGUUUAAUUUGAUUAACCUGUUGGAAAACUAUAUAAUAGUAACUGGUGAUAUCUACAUUUGCAUUUGAAUAUGAUUUAUGGACAAAAUAAUUACUAUGUUUUGAUUGUUA
Salvia hispanica is the source of this 2350-nucleotide messenger RNA. Lineage: Eukaryota; Viridiplantae; Streptophyta; Magnoliopsida; Lamiales; Lamiaceae. The record is from RefSeq and is a predicted model, not a curated record.